AUGGUACAGAAUGGCACGUACCUGAGGAAUAGGUCAGGGGUGUGGGAGGUGGGCGACCACGUGUUCGAUCACGUCUUCGACGGGUACGCCACACAUAGGCAGAUCGAGUCGGACGCAUACAAAGCCGCCAGGGCGCAUGGCCGUCCGCUCAUGCGCGAGUUCUCCCAGUUGUGCCCCAGCGAGCCCGGGACCGUCGUCAAUCGCCUCCGCCACGCAGUCAGGCUCGCUAGUGGCGCUGCCAUGUCCGACAACGCCAACACCACGGUGCUACCACUCGGGGACGACCGGGUGGUGUGCCUCGCCGACGUCACCAAGAGCUUGGUGCUCAUCGACCCGUACUCACUUGGGACGGGCGGCAAGCUCCGAUACGUGGACAGCCUGUGGAUGCCCGCUGGGAGCAACAGGCGGCAGGUGAUCGGGAGGGUGCGGUGCCGGGGAGGGACGAUGGCGCCGGCAUGCGUGCAUUCGUUUGCCGUCACGGAGAAGUACAUUGUUGUGCCGGAGAUGCCGCUCCGGUACUCGGUCACCCGCAUGCUCAUGUCCGAGCGCACCCCCUUAUACAUACUGGACUGGCUACCAGACUCCGGGAGCUACAUGCACGUUGCUUGCAAAUCCACUAGAAGAACUAACGGCACGUACCUAAGGAACGGGCCAGGUGUGAGCGUUCGAUCACGUCUUCGACGGCUACGGCACAUUGGUCCGCGUCUACUUCCACAGGGCGCUCGAGGCCGUGCUACCGGCGCGCACAGGCAGAUCGAGUCGGACGCAUACAAGGCCGCCAUGGCGCACGGCCGUCCGCUCAUGCGCGAGUUCUCCCAGCUGUGCCCCAGCGAGCCCGGGACCCUCGUCGACCGCCUCCACCACGUCAUCAGGCACGUCAGCGGCGCUGCCACGUCCGACAACGCCAACACCGUGGUGCUGCCGCUCGGGGACGGCCGGGUGGUGUGCCUCGCCGACGUGACCAAGAGCUCGGUGCUCAUCGACGCUGAGACGCUCGGGACGGUCGGCAAGUCCCGGUACACGGACAAGCUGUGGUGCCCGUUGAAGUGCACGCACCCGGUCGUGACCCGUGGCGGCGCCGAGGUCUUGACGCUUCUCCCGGACUUCACCCGGCGGGGCUACCUUUUGGCCAGGAUGACCGCUGGGAGCAACAGGCGGGAGAUCCACUGGAAACACGGUGGCGAGCGUAGAGGUGCCUCCUUUCGUGGCAUUUCACUUCAUCAACGCAUACGAGGAGAAAGGCGACGACGGUGCCCGGGCCAGCGCCGUGAUCGCCGACUCUGCGAGUACUACGCUGAUCCUGCUAUCAUCCAGGCACUUGCUCUCCACAAGCUAAGAUCGCCGGAGACCGCCAAGGACUUCCCUGAUUCAAGGGUCGCGCGGUUCAGAAUACCUCUGGACGGCAGCGCCAUGGGCGAGCUGGAGACAGUGCUGGACCCGGACGAGCACGGCCGGGGUGUGGAGUCGAGCACCAUCAACCCAGCCUACGUCGGCAAGGAGUACCGCUACUUGUACGCCUGCACCGCGCGCCGGCCAUGCAAUUUCUUCAACGCGCUCACCAAGAUGGACCUCGUGGAAAAGGAGGCCAGGAGCUGGCACGAGGAGGACAUGGUGCCAUCGGAGCCCUUCUUCGUGGCCAGGCCGGGAGCAACCAACGAAGAUGGUGGGGUUGUCAUAUCAACUGUAAGCACCAUGGACGGUGACGGCUAUGUGCUACUCCUGGACGCGGCGACGUACAAAGAGAUUGCCCGCUUGCGGUUGCCUUACGGCCUACCCUUCGGCUUCCAUGGCUGCUGGAUCCCAGACAAGAACUGA
This is a messenger RNA of Miscanthus lutarioriparius, 1815 nucleotides long. NCBI's taxonomy places the organism in Eukaryota, Viridiplantae, Streptophyta, Magnoliopsida, Poales, Poaceae. The record is from the annotation of a GenBank genome assembly.